CUGAGUGCUUGUUCUGAGCAGACCAUUAUGUUACUGUUAUACCACAUACUUAUUGUCAGCUUUCAACAUGGCGGACGGAGAAAGCACACUCACAGAACUGGGAGCAUUGACGAGAAAACUAGAUUGCUCACAAAAUUCGUGGACUGAGGUUAAAACCACAUUAGAAAAAUUCAAGACAUGGGCGGUGGUUGAAGAGAACCGAUGUAUGGUAUCAGAGACGAAUAUUCUGCAGAUAAAGGAUAUUAUAACGGCCUGCAAGAAUUGCAUGUGUGCACAAAAAGGUGAAGUAGAAGAAAAUAAACUGAUCCCUUGCCUGAAAGCUUUAACAGAAGCGUUUAGAUUCCUGAGAAACUGCUGUGCUGCGACACCCAAGAACCAGAACAGUGUUGUAUCGUUAGGAGUUGUUGAGGAGGUACUUGAUUCAAAUGUGCUUUUACUGAAACCAAAGUUCCAAGAAAAUGAAGGAGGGUCAGAUGUAGUUAGUGAUGCUAUAAAAAGUAGUCUUCAGCUUCUGGGAAACACAGUGGUGAAAAAUAAUGCCACACAGCAGUUUGUAUGGAAUAAGUGCUUCCCAAACUUCUUCUUGAGUGUAAUGUCUUCAGCAAAUCACAACAUACAGGACUGCUUGUGCAUGAUUAUUUACAACUGCCUAAAAGAGCAAUACAGGUUUCAGCUGGUAAGUGCCCAUGAUGGACUCAAGAUUAUCACCCAUGUUAUACAUUUGUGUGCUGAGAAGUCUCAACUUGAAUGGGGGUAUUUUAUAUUAGAUUAUUUGAUCUGCAAUGCAUCAUUGCCCGAGAUCUACAAAGGAAUUGAAUUUGAUCCAUUAGCUAGGAUAAUCUUACUGGACUUAAUUCAAGUCAAAAUAACAGAUGCUUUGGAUGAGCCAAGUUUAGAAUUACAAGGAGAACAUGUGAAACAUGAUUUUUGUAAAGACUCAUUAGCUUACAUUGCUGACGAGUUUGCGAAGCAGGCUGAAAAUAUCACACAACAACUACAACAGCUGAGUCCAUCAUCUGAUGACUUUUUUCAGGUAUUGAUCAUUACACGGCUGUUAAGUGUAUUAUCCAUAAGCACAGGGCUACAGUCGAACCUCACUGGUCUACAAGAAAGGACCUCGUUACUAACCACCUGUGUAGGUUUGUUGAAAAUGUUAUUAUGUGUGGUUAAUAUGGCCAAUACUGUUGAAAAUGACCAAAGGCCAUAGACAUUCUCUGUUAGAUGUCAGUUGUGAGAGUUGCUGCUUGUGAGUUGAGCAACAGACGGUAAAGGAGAAGCAAUACAGUCGUAUUAAUUAACA
Molecule: messenger RNA, 1300 nt
Organism: Stylophora pistillata
Lineage: Eukaryota; Metazoa; Cnidaria; Anthozoa; Scleractinia; Pocilloporidae
Product: ataxin-10
Biological process (GO): neuron projection development
Cellular component (GO): cytosol
Source: RefSeq, a predicted model, not a curated record